This is a messenger RNA of Populus trichocarpa (black cottonwood), 1357 nucleotides long. RefSeq names its product E3 ubiquitin-protein ligase CCNB1IP1 homolog. The transcript has 8 exons. The coding region runs from base 153 to 1088 and encodes 311 amino acids. Lineage: Eukaryota; Viridiplantae; Streptophyta; Magnoliopsida; Malpighiales; Salicaceae. The record is from RefSeq and is a predicted model, not a curated record. Gene Ontology annotation, biological process: chiasma assembly.
ACAUGUGGCUGCUUGCUACAGUGAUGCAGAUCGGUCUGAAUCUAUGCGUCUGCAUGUGUUAUUGCAGUUGAUGCUAACGCUAUGAACCUCCUUUUAAUAGGUUCAGAUUAUGCAUAUUAUAUUUGGAUAGAAGUCUCAUAUUGAAGGUCAAAAUGAGAUGCAAUGCGUGCUGGCGAGAAUUGGAAGGGCGAGCUGUUUCUACUACUUGUGGUCACCUCUUAUGUACUGAAGAUGCAAGCAAGAUCCUUAAUAGUGAUGCAGCAUGUCCAAUCUGUGAUCAAGUGCUUUCUGAGAGCCUUAUGAAACCUGUGGAGAUCAAUCCAAAUGACGAAUGGAUAAAUAUGGCAAUGGCUGGAAUAUCUCCACAGAUAUUGAUGAUAAGUGCAUACAGAAGCGUGAUGUUUUAUAUUGGGCAAAGGGAACUUGAGAUGCAAUACAAGAUGAAUAGAGUUGUAGCUCAGUGCCGGCAGAAAUGUGAAUCCAUGCAAGAAAAGUUUACAGAAAAACUGGAGCAGCUGCAUACUGCAUAUCAGAAAAUAGCCAAAAGGUGUCAGAUGAUGGAACAAGAGAUUGAUAGUUUGUCAAAGGAUAAGCAAGAGCUCGAGGAAAAAUUUUCAGAGAAAUCCAGGCAGAAGAGGAAACUUGAUGAAAUGUACGAUCAGUUGAGGAAUGAGUACGAUUCAAUGAAAAGAUCAGCCAUCCAACCGGCAAACAAUUUCUUUUCAAGAAAUGAGCCUGAUUUGUUCUCAAACCAUGCUGCUACCAUGAUGGAUAACAGAAACCCUAUCUGGAAAGUUGACCUAAUUCCUGCAGAUUGGACGGUUUCCACUCCUCCAACUCCAGGGCCUCGGGAGGAUAUAUGGCCAGCAAGACAGAACAGCCCUAAUUCUAGUCCUUUUGACAUCUCUGAUGGCUCACCAGCAAAACAAGCAGCCAUGCGAGUUGAUUUUGGAAAUAGAAGACCUGGUGCUGUCCAUGCCUUUGGAGCUGGAUCUGGCAACCCCUCAAUGACGUUAAGGAACUUGAUUCUAUCCCCGAUAAAGCGCCCUCAGCUUUCUCGUAGCCGCCCUCAAAUGUUCACUUUGUAGCCUACAAGGCAAGGCGUGCAGUUUACCCGGACUAGUCUGGUAUAGUUGGUUCUGGUAUAGCUGUGAGAUUCCUAUGCCUUUUCUUGUUUUUCUUUCAUGUUUUUCAGUUAAAAAAGAACAAAAAAAAAAAAGGAUAGGAGAAACGGGAUGAUGCAACACAAACAAGAAAGCGUAAUCCUGAUAUCAUGAAAGUGUAGAUUUUAGGUUCCUUUGCUUACUUGUGAUCUACCUCAGGUUUAGUGACUAGCAACAGACAUCGUGCAAGUGUA